GCUGCACUGCAGUACAGAGACGGUGGGCAGCGGGCUCGGAUAGGAAGAAACGCGUACAGCCAGGAGCGGACGGCGGAGGGCGGACAGCGGACUGGACCUCGUCCGGAGGAAGCCGAAGCUGCGCGGGGGCGCGGUGGCCGGUGCCCGGUGGUCGGUGGAAGUUGUCACCCUCGAGCCAAGCUGAAGCUGCGCGGCAUUGGAGCUCAACCUUGGCACCCCGUGUGUUCAAACUCUAGAUCCACUCACUCUCCUUAAUUCCACCGCCGUUGAGUAGCAUCAUCCAUCUCGCCCCAGGCCCUGCCCUGCUCAGAUUAUCAUGUACGAGUAGAUCCUUGCUGGAUAAGCUGGAUCUUAUAUGUGCAAGUUGGAUUCAUCUCUCUUUCUUUUUCUUUUUCUUUUUUGGUGGAAAGGCUCAAUUCGUCCGUCGGUAGAGAGAUCGCAUGGACGAUGCAAGUUUGGAGCCAACGGCUGAGCUGCCGCUCGAUUUAUUACGAGAAAUUACAGAUGGUUUCUCCGAGGAGCGAAAGCUUGGUAGUGGUACGUAUGGAGAGGUUUACUUGGGAGUGCAUCAAGAUGGGCAAAAGAUUGCUGUGAAGAGGAUCUAUGAUAUGCCAGGAGUUGACGACAAGCAAUUUCAGAAUGAGUUGAAAAACCUUACAAGGCUCCGGCACCGGAAUAUUGUGCGGUUAGUUGGCUAUUGCCACCAUAUUCAGGAAGUGCCAGCAAUAUAUGAAGGAAAAUUGGUUCUUGCUGAAAAGAUACAUAGGGCGCUCUGCUUGGAGUAUAUGUCUAAUGGAAGCCUUGAAAAUUAUAUUUCUGAUGAAUGUGAUAAAUAUGAUUGGCACACAGGCUAUGGAAUGAUUAAGGGGAUUUGCCACGGUUUGAAAUACCUCCACACUGAGUUAAAGCCACCUAUUUAUCAUUUGGAUUUAAAGCCAGCCAACAUAUUGCUGGAUGAGAACAUGGUUCCCAGAAUUGCGGAUUUUGGGAUAUCAAGGCUCAUUGGCGAUGAACGAACGCGAGCUACAAAAAGUACUUUAGGAACACAAGGGUACUUACCGCCGGAAUACAUACUCUACAAUUAUAUCUCAAGUAAGUUUGACAUAUUCAGCCUGGGUGUUGUAAUCAUAAAGAUAAUGUCAGGACGUUCGGGCUACUACAAAAUCGCUGACAUGUCUCCCCAGGAAUUCACUAAUCUUGUGCAUGAAAAUUGGACAAACAGGCUACAUGAAGCAUCGAAUCUGAUGAAGGCACAUUCCGAACAAGUGAAGAUAUGCAUUCAAAUAGGUUUAAGGUGUGUGAACAGUGAUCGACAUAAAAGGCCAUCUAUACAGGAUAUUGUCAAUAGAUUGAACGAGACAGAAACUGAGUGUACGUAUGCGGCAAGAAAGGACCGGUCAUUGAUUUACGAGGUGAUAUCUCCUUCGACAACAACGCUAGCCACUGAUCGACUGACUAGACUUGGCGUGCGCAUGGAGGACACGACGGCGAUGCCGGCGACGGAGCUGGACGGGCUGCUGGCCAUGGCCGGUGUGCGCAUGGAGGACACGACGGCGAUGCCGGCGAUGGAGCUGGACGGGCUGCUGGCCAUGGCCGGUGUGCGCAUGGAGGACACGACGGCGAUGCCGGCGACGGAGCUGGACGGGCUGCUGGCCAUGGCCAGGGAGCCAGAGGCGCGGGUCGACGGCGAUCAGGGCACGCCGGGCGCCAACAGGGAGCUCUACGCCGAGCUGGCCGGGCCCGUCGACUAUGCCGUGCGCCUCGCCGGCAGCAGCCCACGUGGAGGCAAAGCUGGCCGCAGGGCGCGCGUGAACGACCGGCUAAAGAGGGGCAGGAAGGUAGCGGCGGUGAGGAAGCAGGUCCGGGUGGCGCCGAUUCCGGACCUGGGCCCGCCCGACGACGGGUACAGCUGGCGGAAGUACGGCCAGAAGGACAUCCUCGGCGCCGCGUACCCGCGGGCCUACUUCCGGUGCACGCACCGGGACACGCAGGGCUGCCAGGCCACCAAACAGGUGCAGCGCGCCGAUGCCGGCCCGCUGCUCUUCGAGAUAGUGUACCAUGGCUUGCACACCUGCGCUCGGGCCACCAUGCUCCUGGCCGGCACGGAUCAGCAGCGGCCUGCUUCCUUCGGCCAGGAACAGCAGAACUCGCCGGCUGCGGCGCCGGAAGGGAUUUAGUGGCCGGCAGAGCCCAUCACUCCGCCCUGGUUCCCCUCCUUGCCGGCGAGCUCCUGGUGCCAGCUUACCGGUGGCUACGGCUAUGCUGCCGGCGGCGGCCUCGGGGCUGACAUGGAGUUCGACGAGCUGUACGUGAACCUGUCCGAGUUUUUCUCAACAGAGGUUCAGAACCUGUAGGUGCAGCGGCCACUAUCGUACUGUAUUCGCACUAAUAUUUAGAUUCAGACUCGUGAUCAUUUAUCACAAUGAAGCUACUCCCUCUGUUUCAAAAUGUAAGACCCUAUUUGGCACUACACUAGUAUCAAAAAUCAUCCUACAUUAUGGGACGGAGGGAGUAUAUCCAUAUAUAGUACCAUCACUGGUACUGCUUA
Messenger RNA from Triticum dicoccoides, 2548 nucleotides. Its product is annotated as cysteine-rich receptor-like protein kinase 29. NCBI's taxonomy places the organism in Eukaryota, Viridiplantae, Streptophyta, Magnoliopsida, Poales, Poaceae. Gene Ontology annotation, molecular function: DNA-binding transcription factor activity; ATP binding; sequence-specific DNA binding. Bases 441 to 2177 code for a protein of 578 amino acids. The transcript is spliced from 8 exons. Gene Ontology annotation, biological process: protein phosphorylation; regulation of DNA-templated transcription. The record is from RefSeq and is a predicted model, not a curated record.